Molecule: messenger RNA, 6961 nt
Organism: Haliotis rubra (blacklip abalone)
Lineage: Eukaryota; Metazoa; Mollusca; Gastropoda; Lepetellida; Haliotidae
Product: cytosolic carboxypeptidase 1-like
Biological process (GO): C-terminal protein deglutamylation; protein side chain deglutamylation; proteolysis
Molecular function (GO): zinc ion binding; metallocarboxypeptidase activity
Source: RefSeq, a predicted model, not a curated record
UCUACAGUCGUGUGGAGCUGUUUACAUGCUCGUCUGCGUAGUCAAGAAGGUUUUAGAGAAUACAACCCCUAUCAGCAAUAUCUCUGGGAUGCCUGCUGUGUUGAAGUCAUGGUUUGAUUGAGGUGCGUGCUUCUAGGACAAGGACGUCCCCCAGAGUCAGGCACUAUGACGUCAACAGAGGACAAGGGGUCCGACAGGACGAUGGGGACCAGGGUGAGCAACCUGUUCCAGCUUCUGGAGAAGACAUUGGGGAAGUCCAGCAAGAAGCAGACGGUUGAAGAUCUUCAGCAGAUCAAGUACGUCACCACCAAGUUGCACCAGAUCGUCAAUGGGCAAGACAAGCUACAUCGGGACUUGAUACUGAAACAGUCGAGCAAUGUCGACAUCUUGGUGGCUACACUGCAGAAUACAUCAGAUGAUCAGGUCAUAGCAGGGGUGGUUGGUAUUCUCAUCGAACUGGUCGGUAAAGCUCAGGUAGGGAAGCGGGCCAGUCUCCUAGUCAACCAUGGUGUGACCUCUGUCCUCUUCCACAUCCUCAAGAUGGCAGCACAGGACAUGUCAUUGGCUGAUGAUGUCCUCAUGAAUAUUCAUAUGGUACUCAGCAAAAUUGGACACAAGGAUCGGAAGUUUGCUGUGAAGGCUCGGCUGAACAAAGUGCUGUUGUUGACACUUAGUCUCAUCAAGAGCAACACCUCCACCUUCCGUAACCUACAGAGUCUACUUCAGGUCUUCAAGAUGUACACUAACAACAGUGUAAAUGCAUCCUACCUGGGCAAACACAGCUCCAUCAAUGUCAUGUUCAAAGUUACCUCCCUUUGUGGUAAGAAGCACACUGCUGUCCUCAAGCUUGCCCUGGAUAACCUCAACAACCUGACAAAAUCAAAAAGCAACUCUGCGAGGACUAUUGGUAUGGGAGGGGUUCCCACAGUGUUGUCUCUCUACACGGACUGGCAUCAGACAGACAGCAAACACAGACACAUCAACCUCAGGAAGGCUGUGCUCAACAUCCUCAAGAACAUCACCAACCUCAAAUCUGGCAGGAAGGCGUUUGUGGAAUCUGAAGGUAUCCGGGUGCUGUAUGAGACGUCCCAGGAGGUGAUCGACUGUCGUGAGAUGGAAAGUCUCAUCUUGCUGGCCAGUAUCAUCAUGAGGAAGUGCUGUCCACGGAACAAACUUCCAGUUGCCGACGUCCAGAGUUGUGUGUCCUCCUUGCCAGCAUCCGAUUUCCACGUCCCAGAAUGCUGCCUGUCUGAUGAGCAAGGUAGGGUUUUAUUACUGGUGUCAAUUUGUAUGGCACACAAGGAACAAUCCUGCACCUUUGGUAUUGUGCCUAGUCAAGAAGAGAGUGAUCAUAGCUCGAUGGAUGACGAUGAUGAUAUCGAUAGUGAUGAUGAAAGAUUCCGAACUGAUCACUCAGAUGAGCCUGAUGAGGAACAGGGAGACGGGCUUGAACCCAUGAUACAAAGAUCAGCUGAAGACCUCCGAAUGUAUGAUAAGUUCUUUCCGGAACUAUUUGAAUAUGAUUUUGAGAAUCCAGGGGGACAAGGUUCGGUGGUGAUACCCACUGCUGCCUCAGAACCAAUGUUCCUCAGUGCAUAUGACCAUUACCCAGACAUUGCUUGCCGCCGAGUCAAGUCAUCUUCUAAUAUCAGUGACAGUUUCGGCCGGACAUCGCACAGAUCUGUUGGUGGUAGCGAAUCUGACACAGUCAUGAAUCGGAUAAGCAGCCAUCGACCUGUUGUAGGCAGUGACAUCAGCUUUGGGCGCUAUGGUCCAUUCCAGACCCAGGAAACUGCUACUGCUGUGAAUGUGAAAACCGGUGCCAGUGUGUUUUCCUUGGAUCUUCAAAUACCAAAUAGUAACAAACCCUUGCCAAAAUCUGCACAGUCCUCGCAAAGGCCAUCAAAAAAGCUGAAAAAUUCUAAAAAGUCCCAAACAGGAAAAGACAAGAAAUCAAAACGAAGCAAAGCGGAGCCUGAGUUCACAGAGGCUCUGUCUAUCACUCCGAUUUCCACCCCCCAUGAGUAUCUAGAGGACUAUGAUCGACCCAUGUCAUCCAGCAGUGAUGAUAUAGAUGAAUAUGACUUGAUAUAUGACCCUAGGGUUCACAAUCAUUUAGCCUCAGCAACAAGAAGUGCCUUUAAAUUCGAGAAACUGGGUUAUCCAGAUCUCCAUGGUGCCAAAGCAAUGCCUCUCCCUGAAAAUCUCUAUAACAGAAAGUUUGGAGUACAGAGAGCCAAAGUAUUUGAGGACAUUGACCGAAUGAUCCACCCUGACUAUGUUAUCGACCGUGUGGUGUACAACCUGGAUCUUGCCGUGUCAGAUGCUACCGGACUCAGUCAGGAAAACUCCAACCUGGCCAACAGAGAUGAGCUCAGGAUAGGUAGACAGGACAUGACCAGUAGUGCCUUACGAUUUAACUCUCAAUUUGAGAGUGGAAACCUCAGGAAAGUCAUUCAGGUACGUGAAUAUGAGUAUGACUUGAUCCUUAAUCCUGAUGUCAACACAAACCAUCAUCAUCAAUGGUUCUACUUUGAAGUGAGCAACAUGGUUGCUGAUGUGCCCUAUCGCUUCAACAUCGUCAACUGUGAAAAACUCAACAGCCAGUUCAACUCAGGGAUGAAGCCAGUGAUGUAUUCUGUGACUGAUGCUGUGGAGGGCCGUGGAUUCUGGAAGCGGGUUGGGACAGAGAUCUGUUAUUACAAGAACCACUUCAUCCGCAGUGGCCUCACGACUGGCGGUGUGAAGGGCAAGUCUUACUACACUGCUACCUUCACCGUCAAGUUUAAACACAAUCGGGAUAUCUGCUACCUGGCUUACCACUACCCCUACACCUACACCACACUCAUGACCCACCUGUACCUGCUUGAGGGGCAGCUGGACACCCGUCAGAUCUACUACCACAACCAGACCCUGUGUGACACCCUGGGAGGGAACGCCACCCCAGUUCUCACCAUCACUGCCCAGCCCCACACUCUCGACAAGGAGGGCAUAGAGGAUUUUAGGAGCCGUCCAUACAUUUUCUUGAGUGCUCGCGUCCACCCAGGGGAAAGCAAUGCAAGCUGGAUCAUGAAAGGUACAAUUGACUUUUUGAUGAGCAAGAGUUCACAUGCUCAACAGCUGCGAGAGAAAUUCAUCUUCAAGAUAGUUCCCAUGCUGAACCCUGAUGGUGUCAUCAAUGGAAAUCAUCGAUGUUCAUUGGUAGCUGAAGAUCUGAAUCGUCGAUGGCAACAUCCUUGUCCCAAGCUGCACCCGACGAUAUACCACACAAAGGGUUUACUUCAGUAUCUCAACAUGGUCGGCAAGACCCCUCUGGUAUAUUACGACUACCAUGGACACUCUCGGCGGAAGAACAUCUUCCUGUACGGCUGUAGCCCCUCCAUGUCCUGGAUACCGAGUGAUGCCCAGAACCCUGCCUCAAGUGGCAACAAGAGUGAAGACAAUGGCUUCAGGGCUUUGCCUCGUAUUUUGCACUCCGCUUGCCAGUCCUUCUCCAUACAAAACUGUAGCUUUGUGGUAGAGAGGGCCAAGGAAACAACUGCUCGUGUUGUGGUGUGGCGGCAGAUAGGUGUGGUGCGCAGCUAUACAAUGGAGAGCAGUUACUGUGGCUGUGAUCAGGGCAGGUACAAGGACCUGCACAUGAACACCAGGAUGCUGGAGGAGAUGGGGGUCAAGUUCUGUGAGUCCCUAGUGAGGGUCCUCAAGACAAGCUCAACCUUUGAACAGAUGCCUAACCUGGAACACAGCAUGGGUGGAGCUAACCAGGAAACUAUGGCAGGUGAGGACCUUGGCGACGAUGUUGUGUAUGACAUCGAUGAUGACAUGAAGGCUGAAGGACAGAGUGUCCUUGACCUUGACCUAAAUGAAGAUGACAGCGAUGAGGAGGCCUACCAAGACGAUGAGGAGGAGAACUAUUAUGAUGAUGAUGCCCAGUAAUACAGAGAUACUGCUACCCAUCACCAUGUCUUGCCAUCACUCAACAUCAGGAACAUACGAAGGACAACAUAAAUAAUGUUCUUGCUUCACUCCCUCCUACUUAUCCCACAGACUCAUGAAAUGGACAGAAUGUUCAUUGAGGAUUCCACAGAGACAAUCAAUAGCUGUAUGUGUGCUGUUUAGUUCAUAUGUGUGAUAGUGCAUCAUUUAGCAUCAUUGACAAGGAGAAGGUUCACCUGUUUCUGACAACACUCAAUACAAGCAGUGGCUUCAGUAGUCCAAGGCUUUUAUGACGAAAGUGCAUCGAGAAUAAGCCCAUCGAAUAGCACAUGAUUGCCAACUUUGUUAUGACAGAUGAGAAAAGUCGUCUUUCUUGACGUAUAUGAGAACAGCCCUUAAUUUGCCGAAACAGCUUCAUGGCCAUUGAGAUGUAUAAAAAGAGUGUGUGUUUGUAAUUAUUUGUUUGUUUACUGACUGACGCAUCAGACACCUUGGCUCCAGGGAAACUGGAGUCAAGUAUAGACAAAUGAAUCAGAUAGGCCCCACUGACCGAUACCUUCCAAUAUCAGCAUCACCAACAUCAGCUUCUAGAAUGAUCACAAGACAAUAUGUACAUAUGCAAUGGUUGUAUGGAUAGUUAGCUGGAUCACACAUAUGUAUAGAGAUGUAGAAUGUGUUUUGUGUUACACCAUAAAUAGACUUGCCAUACAUUGAAACAACAGAUAUCAGUCAUCUCUAUCUUUAUGCAUUUAUUAUUCACCAGCAUUUCAGGUUAUAUUUCAUGUACUUAUUACAUAUGGAGCUGUGACAGUAUGUUUGUAUGUAGAUAAUUCCAGUACAUAAGUUCCUAUAUAUAUACUCUGUUAACAUUUUAUGUCAACCUGACAAAACAAACCGUUUCAAAUUGCUAAUCCCAUGGAUUCAUAUGUCCAUUAGUGCCAGUUUCUGAACCGAAUGAUGUGCAGGUGAUUUGUGAGACAUGUUGCCAGAAUUAAUCAGUCAUGAUGUGUUCUGUGUUGUAUGUCCUGGUGCCUGUGUGAUAGUGCUGAUUGAACAGUCUAGAUAUGCCUGCUGUCAUGAGGGACAGGUAGCUGUUGUUGCAUGUAUAUUGUCAGAUUGCCUUACAAACAUUACAAGCUUCUUCCAUAGACAGUACUUACUUAGAGCCUCUACCAUCCUCUGGUAGCCACUGUUUGGUCUGUGUUUUAUUAAUAAAUGCCCUGGAUCGAUUCAACACCAUGCAUAGCUUUGCUUAUGAAAAUCUGUCCUUCUCUUUUCACUCAGCAGGCACAGUUUUUCACUUUCCUGAACUUAAGAUCAGCAGUCAGUCAAAAUGAUUCCUCUGUAUGUGAGUUGAACUUUUAAGCGACAAAUUGUUUUCCAGAGUAUUUUGACGUAGAGGGAAAUAAUUAUAUUCUGGGUGUUCCAGUUUCCAUUUGAGAUAGUAUUUGCUGGUAACCAAGCAAAUGAAGUACUGAGGGUAUUGGAGGACAGGAAUUUGAUUGGCUGAAUGAGGCUAUGCUUUUAUAUGUGUCCAGGGUAUUUACUGUAGAGAGGAAAUAUAAUUCACUGUAUAUUGGAUGAUUUGCCUGUACAAGUGGCAUUAGUAUUAGCUCAGGAUAUACAGCCCCAAAAUGGCUGCCACCCAGGUGAAUCUGAUGACAAGAAGGUGCUAUUUGGGCCACACUGCUGCAUCAUCUUGACUUGGGAUUCACAAUUUACCUAAAGCAGUAAGUGUGGAAUAUGAACAGUACAUAGAUGGAACUAAGAAAAUAUUUAUUGAAUUACUUUAUUGUUUCAAGUACAUUUCAAUGUGUAAAACAAGGAAAUACGUCCUCUGACCUAAAUAGCGAUGUUGGUACAUAACAACCAGGUACAUGGGUUCUGAUUAGCUGUUAUGGAGUUUACCGUAUUGGGGACUCAGUCAAACACCAAUCUUCACAGCAAUACCCACAGCUGUGCUGCUGUGAUCGCUCUGAGACACAAAACCAGACUGCAUGUCUAGUGGAGAUGUGGCAGCUUCAGUUUGCAACUUCUGCCAAAAGAAAACCUCAUUUUAUUUACAUUUAUUGUUAUUCACAGUUUCUCUAUUGGAAACCUGAAUGUGUUGCCUACCUAGUGCUGAAGAUGUGAUGGCUUGUCCUGCUAGGCUUUAUCUAACAUACCUCAUGUAAAUAUUUUGUGAGGAACUUGAAUGUUCAUUGUAUGAAUGUAUAUAUAUUUUUGUUUUGUAUGUGUUUUAGAUGUUGGGAAAAUCCUUUGCAAUGCCGUUAUGAGUUGGACUUUCAAACUAAACUUUUAAAAUCAAACACCUUUUUCUUGUUUGGCUCUUGUACAUACUUUUUUAACGUCAUGGUAAAUAUGUUGUCCAUACACCUUCAUUUUCAAUUCUAUUUAUAAAGGAAGAAACUGAACUGAAAAUGCAUCAAUGAUGCCUUUGUUGACCUCUGUACAUUGAACAAAUUGUCUUUAUUUAAACUUUUUGAGUUGUUUAAAUUGAAGAAAUUAGCCUGCAGUGGGUCCUCAAAUAUGUGUUUUGUUGUUGUUCAAAGUUUCAGUCAUUUACUUUUGUCACCUCCGCACAUUUCAUAUUUUGAGUUUCUACUCUAAGACUACAAGAGCAAUAUAAUGGCAAACUUGAUGUUUUAGUUUAGUUAUCUCUGUUUAGUUUUCCAUCAUAUGUUUGGAUUAGUUUCCAUGGAAACCAUACAUAUUAGUUAUGAAGCAAUUUGUUCACCCUUUGUGCAUUAAUGUUAGUUUGAACUGCAUAUUGGGCCUGAGGUAUUCUUUUUAAACUUUUUGUAUGUAGUAACAUUAUUCAAUGUCAUCUGUGAAAGAAUUACACGAGGACCAUGCUGGGUUGUAUCUCUUGAUUUGGUCUCCAUAUUAACUGUUUCGUCGAGGCAGUAUCUUCACUCAAUUUAUCUGCUGAAAGGUGUAUAAUUGAGCACAAUCUUUCCUUUUCCUUGACUGAUUAUCUAUUUUCCCCAUGAUGUUAGGGUGAAAUAAUGUCCCUAAUAUACAG